GGAGAAAGAGGCGGUGGUGGGUGGAAGAAGGGCUGCUUAUUGAACUGGCAUCCAAGUAAAAAAAAAGGGGUUGCAUUGCAGAAGUCCUGGAGGACUUGCAAAGAUCACAUGUGAGGCUGACGUCAGAACCUGGGGGUAGGCUUCUUUUUGUCCCCCACCCCUACCCCUGCACUACAUUUGGCAGUAAGGGACAGAAAGUGAAGUGGGCAGAGAAUACGUAGCAGGCCUGAAGCCUUCCUUGAUUUGAGGAGACGGGAUGGCUUCUGAGGAGAAGGUGACCACCCCCCUUAGUCUCCCGGAAUGUUUUCCCACCAAGCAGGAGGUUGAGAAGAUGGCCGCACAGCCCCCGUGGGUCACUGGAGAUGAUUUGGAAGGCACCAAAAUGAGCAAUCACAUUGCCCAGGUUAAAACGGAAGAGCCCCCUGCCUGCGAGGACGCCCAGUGGAAAGACAUAACUGGAGCAGCCAACAUCUCCCACUCGGUACUCAAGAAUGCUCCUUUACCAGACCCCCUUUGCUGGGAUGAUAUCUUUCCGCCUUCUGUUGAGAAGGCGAUGAAUGCCCAUACUGAAAAGUGGGCAGCCCAGUUCAUGCCGGGCCUCAAGGAAGAAGCUCGAUUGGAGGACAGGGACGUGGGAGACUAUGGCAAGGUGAAGGCAGCCAUCUUGCGGGUGGACGCCAUCAGCACGGAAGUCCAGCGACAGCACUUCCGGCGCUUCCAGUACAAGGAGGCUGAUGGCCCCCGGGAGGCUUGUAGCCGGCUCUGGUUCCUUUGCCACCGGUGGCUGAAGCCGGAGAGGCACACCAAGGAGCAGAUACUCGAGCUGCUAAUCUUGGAGCAGUUCCUGGCCAUCUUGUCUCCAGAACUCCAGAGCUGGGUCAAAGAUGGCUGCCCAGAGACUUGUGCCCAGGCAGUGAUUUUGGCAGAAGAAUUCCUCCUGAGGCAGCGACAGGCUGAGACACCAGAGCAGCCGGCAGCCGAGGUGUUUGAGGUGGCGAGCGUGGGCUCCCCAAAGGCGGAUGGGCUUCCAUUGGACCCCAACCAAAAACAGCUGUGCUUGGAUGUCAAAGAGGAGAGCCUUCUAGAUGACGGUAACUCUUUGGGCAAUUCUCACGUGAGUGACAACGACGUGGAGAUUCCCCAUCCAGAGAAGGCUGAAACAGAGGAGCCAGAUGAGGCCUCCGUGGUCAGCAUUGAGACGUUUCCCUUGAUUUGCAAAGAGGGAGAUGCAUCCAAUGGUCAGAUGCCCCAGAAACCACGGGGAAAGCCCCCACGGAAGAGGGUGCGCAAAUCCAUUCCAUUAGCGGGGGGCUACAAAGACCUCCACGAAGCCUCGGCUGAGGAGGAAGCCCAGCAAGGAGAGAUGCCCGUGAAGAUCAUCGUACUCAAAGGUAACCUGGGCCAAGGUUCAGAUCACACCGGAGAGAGAGUUCACAAGUGUUCGGUCUGCGGCAAGGCCUUCAGCCUUCGAUCGCGCCUCAUUGUCCACGAGAGAACCCACACAGGGGAGAAACCAUACACGUGCUCUGAGUGUGGGAGGAGCUUCAGCGUGAGCUCGAGUCUCAUCGCCCACCGGAGAACCCACACCGGAGAGAAACCCUACAAAUGUUCCCACUGCGCCAAGAGCUUCAGCGUGAAGUCAGGGCUGAUUGCCCACGAACGAACCCACACGGGAGAGAAGCCGUACAAAUGCUUAUACUGUAGCAAGAGUUUCCGACGCAACUCGGGCCUGGUGAGUCACCAGAGGAUCCACACUGGUGACAAGCCAUACCAAUGCUCGGUAUGCGAGAAGAGCUUCAGCGACAUCUCCAACCUCAUUACCCAUCACCGGAUCCACACAGGAGAAAAACCAUACAAGUGCCUGGAGUGUGGGAAGAGCUUCAGUCAGAGUUCAUACCUCAAUAGCCACCAGAGAAUCCACACAGGGGAGAAACCGUAUGAAUGCUCGGAAUGUGGGAAAACCUUCAGCGUCAGCUCUCGCCUUCGAAAACAUCAGAGAAGCCACACUGGGGAGAGGCCGUUUGUAUGCUUGGACUGUGGGAAGACGUUCAGUGAGAGCUCAGAUCUCCUUGCGCACGAGAGAGCUCACACCGGUGAAAAGCCCUACAAGUGUUCGUACUGCGGGAAGAGUUUCUUGCGCAGCUCGGAGGUGGUGAGCCACGAGAGGAUCCACACCGGCGAGAAACCAUACCACUGCUCCGAGUGUGGGAAAAGCUUCAGUGUCAGCUCCCGCCUCAGUGCACACCGGAGAAUCCACACUGGAGAGAAGCCUUUUCAGUGUCCAGUGUGCGAGAGAAGCUUCAGCUACAAGUCCCACCUUAUCACCCACCAGAGAAUCCACACAGGAGAGAAACCGUUCCAGUGCUCAGUUUGUGGGAAGAGUUUCCGGGGAAGCUCCAGUCUCGUUGCCCACGAGAGAACGCACACGGGGGAGAAGCCGUACCGCUGCUUGGACUGUGGGAAAAGUUUCACUCAGAGCUCAAAUCUUAUUAGUCAUCAGAGAAUCCACACAGAUGGGAAUUCGUGAAGAUAUCCGCGGGAUGAACUUCGGUAGGUCACGUAGGACCCCACCGUCACCUCUCCACCUUUAGUUUCUUAAUAAAACGUGGCCCUUUUA
Heteronotia binoei (common prickly gecko) is the source of this 2617-nucleotide messenger RNA. RefSeq names its product zinc finger protein 436-like. The transcript is spliced from 4 exons. Gene Ontology annotation, biological process: regulation of transcription by RNA polymerase II. The record is from RefSeq and is a predicted model, not a curated record. Bases 257 to 2527 code for a protein of 756 amino acids. NCBI's taxonomy places the organism in Eukaryota, Metazoa, Chordata, Lepidosauria, Squamata, Gekkonidae. Gene Ontology annotation, molecular function: RNA polymerase II cis-regulatory region sequence-specific DNA binding; DNA-binding transcription factor activity.